AGCUAGCGACUUUAUCGACGAUAUGAUUAUCGAACUACAAUCGUAAUUUACAUACGGCGCACUCGAUAUAGAAUAAUAGUGUUACCGGUGAACGUGGUUAUCAGCUUUAGUUCUUUCCCAAAGCUUCCCGUAGAGGGCAGACUCUUACUACUACUACCUUUAUUUCACACUUCUACUUUGAGCUGGAAUGUUUCGCUGGAGGAAACCAAAAAGCGUGAGCGUGAGUUCUCUUGAUUUGGACAAGACCGAUGAGAACGAAACGCUGCUAGCUUGCGAAGAAAAGGAAAAGGAGGAAAAGGAAAGCGAGUCAGCUGAGAUAACUCCGGUCAACGAAAUGCCUACCAAGACGAAUGAGGAAGAAGUGGGCAAGUAUGUAUCCCUGCUGGUUAAGAUACGUUUGAAAGAGGGACAAAAUCUUGCAAUCCGAGAUGCGUCAGGUAGCAGUGAUCCUUAUGUGAAAUUCAAAUAUAAGGAUCGUAUUGUAUAUAAAAGCAGUACAAUAUUCAAAAACCUAAAUCCAAUAUGGGACGAAGAGUUCCAGAUGCUUGCCGAAGACAUGACCUCACCAAUUAGUAUCGAGGUGUACGAUUAUGAUCGAUUUUGUACAGAUGACUUUAUGGGUUGUGCAACUAUAGACAUCAGUCAGAUAAGAUGGUUUGACCCAGUCGAGCGAGUGGUCGAGUUGUGUGAUGACGCCUCACCAAAAGAGGAGCUUGGCACGGUUUCCAUCACAAUCACAGUAGUUCCACUAACGACCGAUGAAAAGGACGAAUUUGUACAAAAAUCAGUGAGAGGAGUAUUAUCAGAAGUGGUGAAGAAAAAAGAGAAAACACCCGAUAGCUUGCGUCGGAACUCUCUCGAUAUAAAUUUGCAAAAAGUGGCAAUCUUUCGCAAUGCCCAGCCAUCAAAGCUCGUCAAAAUGGUGCAGAUGUGGGCAUCCGUAGUGAACGUCGUGCUGGUCGAAGGGCGGAAUCUUAAUUAUAAUUCUACUGCACAGCCUGAUCCUUAUUGCAAGUUCAAACUCGGAUGUGAGAAAUACAAAAGUAAGGUGUGCAGUCACUGCUCAGACCCGAAAUGGAUUGAACAGUUUGACUUGCAUAUUUACGAGUUUGGUUCGGAGACGUUGGAGAUCUUGUGCCAGGACAAGCGAACCUCAACAUGUAUUGGAAAGAUUGCAGUUGACCUGCACGAGUUUCCCCGUGAUGAGACCGUUCAAAAAUGGUACGAUUUGGAAGACUCUGCGGGAUCCUUGUUAUUGUUGAUAACCGUGUCGGGAAGUCACUCAACAGACAAUGUUGUAGAUUUAACUGAGUUCGAUCAGAACGAUCUGAGGCACUCUAUAGUGGAGCGAUAUGACAUACGACACACUUUCAAAGACAUCAAAGAUAUUGGACAAUUGACGGUAAAAGUCUUCCGUGCCGAAGAUCUCCAGGCUAAGGAUAUGGGAGGCAAAAGCGAUCCGUUUGCAGUGCUUGAGCUGGUCAACACGAGGCUACAAACUCACACUGAAUAUAAAACUUUGAAUCCACAAUGGAAUAAAUUAUUCACAUUCGCUGUGAAAGACAUUCAUACCUGCUUAGAGGUGACAGUCUAUGAUGAAGAUCCAAAUCGCAAGUUUGAGUUUCUAGGGAAGGUUGUAAUACCUUUGAUAUCGAUAAAAAAUUGUGAAAGACGGUGGUAUGCCCUGAAGGAUAAGAAGCUGUGUACACGAGUCAGAGGCCAAAUUUUGCUUGAACUUGAUGUAAUUUGGAAUCCGGUAAGGGCAGCAAUUAGAACAUUCAAUCCGCGUGAGAGGAAGUUCAUCGAAAUUGACAAAAAAUUCAAGGCUAGUCUGUUUCGAAACACCGUAAUGGAACUGAAGGAGUUUGGAUUGACUAUUCUUGACUGCAAGAACUACGUUGAAAGUUGUUUCGAUUGGCAUUCGACCGCAAGAUCGGUGACUGCUUUUGCGGUAUUCAUGGUCAGCGUGUACUACUUCCAACUUUAUCACAUCCCACUGUUUCUCUUGGUGUUAUUUAUGAAAUGUCUCAUUUACAAGCGGGUAGCUGAAGAGUUAACACCUCGCUGCGAUAAGUCGGCUAAUUACGACGAUGAUGGUGAAGAGGAAAAGGAACCAGAUACACCUACAAGACACUUUUCAUUCAAGUCCAAGGACAAGGAUAAGGAAUCGUCGUCUUCAUCGAUCAGGGACACAUUGUCUUCCGUGCAAGAGACUUUGGCGGUGGUUCAAAAUUCUUUAGUAUUUAUCUGCGCUUUACUUCAGCGGGUUCGAAACACCUUCAACUUCUCCUCUCCAUGGUUAUCGUGGUUAGCCAUAGCUGUACUAUCGGUAGGAGCUGUACUUCUAUACUUUGUGCCUCUGCGAUAUCUCAUCAUGGCGUGGGGCGUUAAUAAAUUCACGAAGAAGUUGCGCAAUCCACACUACAUUGAUAACAAUGAACUUUUGGACUACUUAUCACGGAUACCAAGCGACAAAGAACUGCUUGAAUGGCGGGAGUUCAAAGUUACGCCGAGUGCCAAUGGUCGAGAGAAAGAGAAGAAACCUAAAUGAGGUUACCCUCAAAAUGUAGAAUGCGUGCUGAUAAUUCUAGAUGUCAAACGUUGUUAGCUGGCAUCACAUUCAACCCUUCUACGAAACAGCAAGGGCAAGCCAAAGGGUCAUGUUGAAGUCAAAAUCACAGCAUUGUCACCUCUUUUUGUUUUGAAUCAAAAUGAUACCACUUAAGUGUCAUGAAUGCUUCGUUUGUACGACAUUCCAUAUUAAGCUUGAAUGUAUAUCUCUACCACAUUUUCACUAAAUUGUGUUAGAACUGAGUAAUGCUUUACCACUUUUCUGGUUUUUUUCGGGUUAAUUUAUGUUUUCCUCCGGUAACAAUAGGUACACUAUUUACUGCGCAUGUAAAUUAUGGAGUACUUCAAUUUUUCGGCGUUCAAUCUUUCUAGUCAUGUACUAUGAUCAUUUGCUAAAUUAUGGAGAUAAAUUAUUUUCAUUC
Cylicocyclus nassatus is the source of this 2993-nucleotide messenger RNA. The record is from the annotation of a GenBank genome assembly. Lineage: Eukaryota; Metazoa; Nematoda; Chromadorea; Rhabditida; Strongylidae.